Molecule: messenger RNA, 1581 nt
Organism: Helicoverpa armigera (cotton bollworm)
Lineage: Eukaryota; Metazoa; Arthropoda; Insecta; Lepidoptera; Noctuidae
Exons: 3
Coding region: 529-1311 (260 amino acids)
Source: RefSeq, a predicted model, not a curated record
CUUAGCAACAUAGGAUUGAAUGUAAUCAACCGCACGGAUGCGAGUGUCCGGUUAUUGGAGCAACAUAAACAUAUCGACGCGAUCACAAUGGCUUAGAUUCAAGCCUACAGAGCAAACAUUCAAUUGUCGAAUGUCGCUAGUUCGGCCGUGUGUAAACAGAGAGUAAACAAUGGACCACGUAAUGCGUAACAGAUACGCGUCGCCCAAACAGAUGGAUAUAAGUUAGAUUUUUCACUUCAGAACCGCACUAUUAUAUCAGUUUCCCGGAAUCCCACACGUAGUGCAGUUGAAAAAUAAAUCUUUCGCGCUUUGUUUAUUCGGGCCGCUUAUUUGAGUUGAGUGAAGUGUUUGAAAAAAAUUUCCACAAGACGCUAACGUAGAUGUAUUUUCGCUGGAAGACCGAGGAGCGCGCGCCUGUGAACAACACUGCGCGUUUUGUAAAACUCGGCGCAGUAACGAAGCUUGUUAGUGCACUUUAGUAAGAAGAUUGUCUGCAGGAGCGAAGACACCUUCACAACGAGAGCACAAAUGGAACUAAUGAGUUCCCUGUUGUUCUGCGCGCUAGUCGCACACUUGCCGCAAGCCUUAGGUAUGAUCCCUGACACAAGACUUCGAAAUACAGAUUUGGAUAUAAAAUUCAACAACUCAAUGAUGAUUCAUCAAAAGCCGAUGCAAAAGAAGAUACUACUAAACAUCAAUGGACCACCGCUAGUGAACAUGGUCACCGACCUGCAAAUAGUGUUCAUGGACGUCAACUGUAGGAAAUGUAUCGACUGCAUGGAACGAGCCAUCAAAGCGUACACAUCACACUACCACAUCGUGAAAACCCGACCACAAUACGACGAACUACAUGAAGAAGUAUUAAAAAAACGAAUAUUACAGGCUGACCGAAAGAAAAGAGAAACACAAUCUACAACAGAAAAAUAUAGCACUAAAAUAAAAAGAAAUAAAACAAAAAAGACGAAGGCAGUGUCAGUAACUAAAUUCAACGUGGACGGAGAAGUGUAUGCCCUGAAAAUAAAAGAAACGAAUACACUAGUAAGCCCAGAUCAACAAAACGACACUCAAGUGUCUUGCCAAUUCUACAGCGUUAAGAAAUCUUUCCCUUGCGAUGCGCCAGACGCCGAAACAUUUUUGAUGGUUGCAAAGAGGAAGGUAAAUAAGAAAAACAAGAGAGAAAAGGAAAGAAAUAAGGCUGCAGCAAGUACUACAGAAAGCCCACAUUUCAUGGCGCCGGCCUUUAGAAAAAGACAAGUGGACAAUUCACAAGUGCCAGAGAAUUUUAUGCCCUCUAUAGAGGAACUUUAUUAAUGUUAUUGCCUUAGAUUAAGGCUUUGUUACUGAUAUUUUUGUUUAUAAUUUUUGUAAUUAAAUGUAUAAGACAAUUAAAGAAUAUUUUGUGUCACUUAUGUCAUAUUUUCUUAGCUAAAUAAGUAUUGUUAUUAAAAUCUAGUCACUAUAAUAUUUUUUCAUUUUAUCAGGGUUUGUUUUUUUUUUGUAUAAUGGAAAAGAAGACACAUAAAAUGAAAUAGUAAUUUGCACGUAAUAUUACUUGAAAAUAUUUAAGAACAUAAUUUCAGA